Messenger RNA from Dentiscutata heterogama, 961 nucleotides. Lineage: Eukaryota; Fungi; Glomeromycota; Glomeromycetes; Diversisporales; Gigasporaceae. The record is from the annotation of a GenBank genome assembly.
GGUGCCACCAUUUUAACACCUGGACAGAUUGAAGAAAUUAGACAUCUCAAAAAUAAGGUCCUGGUGUACAUGAUAGUAAAUGAGUAUCAUAUUAAUAAAGAUUGUGUUCAUGAUAUAUGGAACGAUUCUGAGCGUUUACAGCAAAAUGGAAACCACUUUUUUGAGAAGCUUAGAAAAGCACAAUCUAUCUCUUCGGAGAAUGGUUCAGAAGUUUAUGCUAAACAACCUUGUGAAGUGUCUGAUGAGUCAACUCCAAAAGAAUCAUCUGAGGUUGUGGGGAACCCUCUGGGACCAUUACCUACUGAUAUGAAUAUGCAAGAAAAGCAAAAAAAGGAAAAGAAACUGUUAAAUCGAUUAUCAGCAUAUUUGGCUAGUAUAAAUGUGAAUCCAGUUGGUGCAACAAGAGAUAGAGCUUUUGAGCUUCAUAAUAUCCUUGCAAAUCAUGGACAAGCCAAUAUAGCUGGUAUUCAAAGACGUAUUAUGGCACAGAUAAAUACUAGCAAUAGUUUUAGAAAUCCUUCAAUAGCCCAUACCUAUGCUAAUACUCCUGCCAAUAAUGCUGUAACACGCAAUCUAGUGUUUGGUUCAUUAGCUCAAGGAGAUGAUUCUCUAGAAAUAUUUUAUUCAAAACUUAGAAAAUAUAGACAAAUACUUAAACUUGAUGAGGAGCAAAUUAAAGGUCAGUUUUUACGUGGCUUAUCUCCUGAUCUAGAGGAUGAUGCAGAACGUAUUGGAUUAGUUACUAAAAUAUCUCAGUCUAGUUAUAAGCCAUCAUCUAGAUCUCAUGAAAAAGAUAUUUACUCAAGCAAUACAGGUGUGAGUAGAAAUGAAAUCAUAGAUUUGAUAAAAACUACAAUGGCUUCCUUACAACCUCAAAUAGCUCAACAGAAUGCCGAUUUACAGUCUACCAUUAAAUCCUUUCAAGAGACUAUGUCUCGAGCGACUAAAACUCUAGAUAAUA